AUGGCCAAAGCCGAAUCCGACCUCAGAUCCAUCCUCAAUGGCGGUUUCAAUCCUCAGAAGUUCCCCUGGUACGAGCCAGAAUUGACCGAGGUACCUGAGCCAGCAAAGACUCUACUCGAAAAGUACAGCAAGAUACCCCCUGGGCAGGAGGUGGAUCAUGUGAAGAAAGUGAGAGAUCGAGCAUUCGCUGUGUUCCCAUACCCUUGUAUUGGGUCAUUCCGAUUUUUAGAUUUGAGUAUCCCACAGUCACCGCUGUACCCUGAAAUCCUAGAUCGACUCAAGUCCGGCCAAAAGCUACUCGAUGUCGGAUGUGCAGUGGGGCAAGAACUGCGUCAACUGGUCUUUGACGGUGUUCCUUCUGAAAACCUCUAUGCCUCAGAUUUGCGCCAAGAUUUCUAUGACAUUGGGUACGACCUUUUCAACGACCUUGAUCAUCUCAAAGCCCAAUUCAUUGUAGCGGAUAUAUUCGAUGACAACUCCGAUCUGGUGAAGAAUCUAAGUGAUAAGAUUGAUAUUGUUAAUGCGGCUUCUUUCUUCCACCUUUUCAACUGGAGCCAGCAGCUCCUUGUUGCGAAGCGGCUCGUCGGUUUACUUCGGGAUAAACCCGGUUCUCUCCUAAUCGGGCGACAAAUUGGUUUAGUAAACCCGCCUCCCCCAGAAGAUGAGGAGGCUGCCGGUAAGCACUAUCGUCAUGAUCCUGCUACGUGGAAGAAGUUCUGGGAGCAGGUUGGUGCUGAAACGGGGACGAAAUGGGAGGUGGAAACUAGGAUAGAGGAGUGGGCUGGGGCAGAUAAGAUGAUGAAGGAUUACCAUGAGGGGAUGGACACUUUCAAGCUGAGGUUUAGCGUUCGAAGGCUGUGA
Molecule: messenger RNA, 861 nt
Organism: Penicillium griseofulvum
Lineage: Eukaryota; Fungi; Ascomycota; Eurotiomycetes; Eurotiales; Aspergillaceae
Exons: 4
Coding region: 1-861 (286 amino acids)
Source: RefSeq, a predicted model, not a curated record